Oryza brachyantha (malo sina) is the source of this 1660-nucleotide messenger RNA. Its product is annotated as putative serine/threonine-protein kinase-like protein CCR3. Gene Ontology annotation, molecular function: ATP binding; protein serine/threonine kinase activity. The transcript has 2 exons. Lineage: Eukaryota; Viridiplantae; Streptophyta; Magnoliopsida; Poales; Poaceae. Bases 1 to 1491 code for a protein of 496 amino acids. Gene Ontology annotation, biological process: protein phosphorylation; cell surface receptor signaling pathway. The record is from RefSeq and is a predicted model, not a curated record.
AUGUGGAGCGGGCUGGGGCAGGCGGCGACGGUGGCGCAGCUGGUCGGGACAGACGCCGGCAGUCUCGUCUCCGUGAUCAUCCAGGCGGCGGUGACGGCUCGUCGGAACAGGAAGGAGUGCGAGCAGCUCGCCCGCCGCGUCUUCAUGAUCGCCGAGCUGCUGGCGCACCUGCAGGACCCCGAGGUGAUGCGGCGGCCGGAGGUCCGACGGCCGCUGGCCGGCCUCGACGACACGCUCCGGGAGGCGCACGAGCUCGUGGCAUCCUGCCAUGGCAGGGCCGCGGCCUACCGGCUGUUGAUGGCGGGGCGGCAGGCCGAGAGGUUCAGGGACGUGCAGAGCAGGAUCGACUCCUACCUCCUCGUCUUCCCCUUCGUCAGCCACAUCGACAUCACCCGCCGCCUCGAUCGAAUUCACAGUUUGCUGCUUCCGAACCGCGACGCCGCCGCCGCUGCAUCUCCAUCUGCAGCACGGUCGCUCAACCAUGAACUGGUACCAGAUGGCGGGAGAUUCACCAUGGCCGAGCUUGCGGCGGCGACCGACAACUUUGCGACGGAGGGACAGAUCGGCAGGAGAAGCCCAGUGGACAAGAUGCACGUCGGAAGGCUCGCCGACGGGCAGGAGGUGGCCAUCAAGCAGAUAGGCGGCGGCAAUACAUGUCUGCCCGUCGCGGAGGAGUUCCGGGCAGAGAUCUCCAUCCUCUCCAUCCGCCACAGCCACAUCGUCCGCCUCCUGGGCUGGUGCAGCGCGGCGGAGGAGGACAAGCACCUGCUCGUCUACGAGUACAUGAGGAACGGCACGCUUGAUGACCACCUGCACGGGCCCCCUUCGUCGCCGUCGUCGUCGCCGGUGACCACGUCGUGGAGGACGCGCUUCGAGGUACUGUUGGGCGUGUCGCGGGCUGUCGAGUUCCUGCAGUCGUACGGCGAGCAGCCGGUGAUCCACCGCGACAUCAAGCCGUCCAACAUUCUGCUCGACGACGCCUGGGCGCCGCGCCUGACGGACUUCGGCUUGUCGCUCACCUGGGACGAGACGUCAGAGUCCAUGGAUCUGCCUGUCGUUGGCACGUACGGCUAUUCCGCUCCGGAGUACGUCGCUACGGGGAGAAUUACGCCGGCGAGCGACGUCUACAGCCUCGGCGUCGUGAUGCUGGAGUUGUUGACCGGGAAGCGAGCAAUGUUUGAACAAGGAGACGAGAGGAGGAGGAAGAAGACGACGAAGAAGACGAAGAUGCUGAUGAGCACACAUGGUAUUGGUGGCCAUGGCGCCCGUGAGAGCUUGGUGUGCUUCGCGCUGCCGAUCAUCAAGGCCGGGAAGGUGCGGGAUCUUCUCGACGAACGCCCGACGCCGACGCGGAGGCAGCUCGAGGCGGCGGGCAUGGUGGCUCGCACGGCGGCGCGCUGCCUGCGGCUUGAGAGCCGCAAACGGCCGGCCAUUUCGGAGGUCGUCGGCGAUCUCCAGGCGGCGCUCGAGCUCGUCCGUUUCGACGCGUAGUCUGUCUGGUAUGAGGUGAAUCUACAAAUAUUUGGCCUCGAUUUGAUCGGAAAUAUUGCUGAAAUCUAUAAUUGAUCGUUCUGCCAAACAUUUUGUUGCUGUCCAACAGUGGUACAUACAUACAUCUGUGUAACAAAAUUGACCUGAUGGCAAGUGAAAACUCAACUUU